Mizuhopecten yessoensis (Yesso scallop) is the source of this 7787-nucleotide messenger RNA. RefSeq names its product titin-like. Gene Ontology annotation, cellular component: peroxisome. The record is from RefSeq and is a predicted model, not a curated record. NCBI's taxonomy places the organism in Eukaryota, Metazoa, Mollusca, Bivalvia, Pectinida, Pectinidae. Gene Ontology annotation, molecular function: calmodulin binding. The coding region runs from base 632 to 5470 and encodes 1612 amino acids. The transcript is spliced from 26 exons.
GUAUUUCUGCCCAGCCUCAGUACCCAGGGAUUCCCACUCUACCUGCGAUUACAAUACCACUGCUGAUUAUUCACAUCACAAAAGCGACCAUGCUUCGCUUGAGCGACCUCGACUAGAGUUGUUUCGCCCGAGUGGCCCGGGGUACGCAGGCUAGGUGUGACAUCCUUUACACUUAGUGGGACCCACAUCAGAUGUCUAUACCUCAGAUCCUGUCUCUACACAGUAGCAGUGCAGGACGGUUUGCGGAUAUAUUUUACAACUGUAACAGAGGAUACAUGACUAAUUAGAUCAACUCCUCCAUGGAUGUUGGAACGUGGGGCGUUUUGUGGGAUUAGUUUCUUCACUUCCACUGGAUAUUUGACAGAUGUUUGAUGGACAGUUUUAUGAGAUAGAGAUGUUACACAAAUGAUUGACUAGUGUAUAAUGAUGGAAAGGAGACUUUACGAUUGUGGAAUUACUACAAGUCUUUGUCUGUGAAAAGUGUCCUUAUUCGUUCUAAUACAAGUAUGGUAUGAGAAGCAUAUUUUCUUCUGAAAAAAUCCUGAAAAAAAUUGUUAAAUGCAGAAAAGAAAAAAACAUUCUUGAGAUCUAGUUUUGUAAGUUCGGACGUGGAAUAUUAACACCGGUGGCCAUGGGUACCAAGUUUUCACGUCUGGUUGAGGUCGUGAAUAAAGCACGAAACCAAAGGAACAAUUCUACAUCUAGAAUUCCUCCGUCGGAGAGCUCUGCCAGUACAGCAGAAACCGGUCAUGAUCCAGCCGUCCAUGGAGCUCGUAUGGAGGACAGGUUCUACAACAACGACGCCUUCAGGUCGCCAGGUGUAGACAGCGGAGAUCCUCAGCAACAAGAUGCCGCCCUUAAGAUCCAGACAGAAUACCGGCGACACUCCGCCAAAAAGGAAGUGGAUGAUAUGCGUGAGGAGGAUGCCGCCACAACCAUCCAAGCUGGGGUCAGAGGUCACCAGGACAGACAAAAGGUUGACGAGAUUAAAGAGGGUGAAGCACGACUCAAGUCUGCGGAAGUGGACAUCAACCUUGAAGACCCAGAAGUUGAGGCCGCCGCUGUCAAAAUACAGGCAGGGUUCAAGGGUUACAAGGCCAGAAAGGAGGUCAAGGAGUCGAAGAGUAAGAGUGGAGAAGCUACAGAAGAAGCAGAUCAGGGGGAGACAACUGUGACAGAAAAAGAAUCAGAAGAGGCCGAGGCUGAUUUAGAACUUGAUCCAAACGCUGAUGAGGCAGCUAUUAAGAUACAGGCUGGAUUCAGAGGUCACAAGGCCAGAAAGGAGGUCAAGGCCAAAAAGGAAGCACAAGAAGAGAGCCCUGAGGAAAAGAAGGAAGAAGUGGACAUUGACCUGGAGGAUCCCGAGGUAGCCAAAGCAGCCACCAAGAUUCAGGCUGGAUUCCGUGGUCAUAAGACGAGAAAAGAGCUGAAGGGAACGACAGAGACAUCUGGUGAGGAACAGGCUGGAGUAUCUGAUACAGGGGAGGUAACUGAAGAAAAAUCAGAUGAAACUAAAGUAAAUGAGAUUCCGGAACAAAACACUGAUGAAAAUAAACAGGAAAUAUCUGAUGAAAAAUUAGAUGAAAAAGUUGGUGAAACUGAAGAAACCACUGAACAAAAAUCUGAAGAAAAAUCAGAUGAAGUUUCUGAACAAAAAACUGAUGAAGUUUCUGAACAAAAAACUGAUGAAGUAUCUGAACAAAAAACUGAUGAAGUAUCAGAUGAAAAAGUAGAUGAGGUCAAAGAACAAACCUCUGAUGAAAAAGUAGAGGAGUCCCAAACAGAGGAAAAGUCAGAGGAGAAAGUUGAUGAGAACCAGUUAGAACAAACUUCACAAGAAAUUGUUAAGGAAACGGUAGAUCAAGCUCAAUCUGAGGAAAAAGUAGACAAAAAUGUAUCAGAUACUCCGGCCGAUAAAACAACAGAUGAAAAAUCAGAGGAGAAAGUUGAGGAAAGUCCUUCGACACAGACUGAAGAACAAAACGAACAGUCUAGCGAGGACGCUCCAAAGUCUGAGACAGAGAACGCGGAGCCAGAAAAGAUAGACAUUGAUUUAAAUGACCCUGAGGUAGCAAAAGCUGCUACAAAAAUUCAGGCAGGAUUUAAGGGCUAUAAGACCCGUAAAGAAAUGAACGGAAAACAGCCACUAUCUGAUAAGGACUCCAGAACGUCCGGGCUCGACAAGUGUGAUACAGACGACAUUGAUUUUAAUGACCCCGACGUGGCCAAGGCAGCCACGAAAAUUCAAGCUAAUUUCAAAGGUCAUCAAGUGCGCAAAGAAAUUCGUAAAAACCAGUCGGCUCCCGAGACCGACAGGGGACACACCGACAUCCACUGCAGUGACGAUAAACAUGUAAUGGACGAUGACAACAACGAAAUAGACAUUGAUUUGUCCGACCCCGAGGUGGAGAAGGCCGCCACUAAAAUUCAGGCCGGGUAUAAGGGUCUGAAAACGAGGAGGGAACUCAAAUCAAUCCAGGAGCCCAAAUCCACCUCGAUACCUGUACGGGACUCGAUGGAGAAUGUUCCGACGGAAGAGGAAAUUAUCGACAUUGACCUCACUGACCCGGAAGUAGAAAAGGCUGCAGUAAAAAUCCAAUCGAGUUUCAAGGGAUUGAGGGCUCGGAAAUCAAAGACAGCAUCUGCCGCUAGUACAAGUGUGGAGUCAGAACCUAGUAACACCACACCACCUUGUCCUCUGUCAGUUAAAACUGAACAACAGGAAGAGAUUGAUAUUGAUCUUAAUGAUCCAGAAGUGGAAAAAGCUGCUGUAAAGAUUCAAGCCACGUUUAAAGGUUUGAAGUCUCGGAGGUUUGGUGCAAAAAAGUCUUCACCAACUAAUAAUUUAAAUAACAUGAAACCAGUCACGCCACCUGUUGACAAAGUUCCUGUUGAAGAAGAAAUUGACAUUGAUUUGAAUGAUCCUGAAGUUGCAAAAGCAGCACUUAAGAUUCAAUCAACAUUCAAAGGUUUAAAGUCACGAAAGUUUGGCAAAAACAAGACAUCGCAAUCUUCUCCUCCAAUCAAUAAUGUCAACCCUACCCCUUCACCUCCGGUAACAGCUCCAGUAGAAGAUGAAAUAGACAUUGAUUUAAAUGAUCCAGAAGUCGCGAAAGCAGCUGUAAAGAUACAGUCAACUUUCAAAGGUCUGAAGUCGCGGAAAAUAAAGACGAAACAGUCGACUCAGUCGCCUCCCUCUAACAUCGAACCUUCCCCCCCACCACCAGUCCCUGUCCCCACUGAAGAAGAAGUAGACAUUGAUUUAAAUGAUCCUGAAGUUGAAAAGGCAGCCCUAAAAAUACAAUCUACGUUUAAAGGUUUAAAGUCACGGAAGUUUGGAGCCAAAAAGUCGUCACCCACUAACAUCGAAAAUGUUUCUCCGCCCGUCCCUCCACCGCCUGUAACUCCCCCUGUCAAAGAAGAAAUUGACAUUGAUCUGAACGACCCAGAAGUCGAAAAAGCAGCUGUGAAAAUUCAAGCUACUUUUAAAGGUUUAAAGUCUCGGAAAUUCGGAUCAAAGAAGUCGUCACCAUCUCUAGUUAAUAAAAUACCAACACCUCCUCCAACAGUCAAUAUUCCCUCAGAAGAGGAAAUUGACAUAGAUUUAAACGACCCAGAAGUAGAGAAGGCCGCAGUAAAGAUCCAAGCAACAUUUAAAGGGUUAAAGUCUCGGAAGUUUGGGAAGUCAAAGCCUGUAGCACCGCUAAAACAGCCUCCGAGUAGCAAUCACGUGGACGCUAAAUCUUCAGAAGUGGAAGAAAUAGAUAUUGACUUGACAGAUCCGGACGUUGAGAAGGCGGCUGUUAAGAUUCAGGCUAGCUUUAAAGGCCUCCGGGCAAGAAAAACAAAAAAUCAACAGGAAGCAGCUCCCAAAGAAGCAGAGAAAAAGACAGAGGCACAGGAAGAGGAAAUCGAUAUUGAUUUAAAUGACCCAGAAACAGCACAGGCUGCUCUGAAAAUCCAGGCUGGAUUCCGUGGCUACAAAACAAGGAAGGAAGUGAAAGAAAAUCUAGAGUCAGAAGGGGACAAGACUGAGGGAGAGAAACCUUCAGAAGAAACAAAAACAACAGAGGAAGCAAAACCGGAAGAGGAGGCAAAAACAGAGAAAACGAAAGAGGAGCCUGUUGACAUUGAUCUGAAUGACCCUGAAGUGGCUAAAGCUGCGACUAAGAUCCAAGCUGGGUUCAAAGGUUACAAGGUCAGAAAGGACAUGAAGGGCGACAAGGAAGGGGAUGCUAAGGAAACAACAGUGGAGGCACCUGCUCCGACAGAAGAUGAAUCAGCGCCCAAACAAGAAGAAGCACCAGCACCGACAGAGGAAGCCCCAGCACCAACAGAACAAGCACCAGCGCCGACAGAGGAAGCACCAGCGCCGACAGAACAAGCACCAGCGCCGACAGAAGAGGCACCAGCGCCAACAGAACAAGCACCAGCGCCGACCGAAGAGGCACCGGCGCCAACAGAACAAGCACCAGCGCCGACAGAAGAGGCACCGGCGCCAACAGAACAAGCCCCUAAAGAAGCAAAGAAACAAGAGAACAUCAUGGAACUUCCCUUAGAGGACGGCCAAAGAAUCCUGGAAGCUCUGUCUGCCUUCAAGACGUUCAAAAAGCCGGACACAUUACCAGAACGUCUCAAGUUGUCACGGCCUCAAGUCAAGAAACUCUUAAAAUGGUACAAGACGUCGAAAGAGAACAUAGAUGAGGGAACGUUCACAGGUAUGAGAAGGGCCGCUUUUCAAACCCAGAAAACUUUUUCUAAAAUUAAUUUCUUUGGAAAAGAAACUGAUGAAACUGAGGCCACAGAUGACGAUGAUGAUGACGAUGAUAAUGACUUUGAUGACGUAAAUUUCCUUAAUGGCUUUUUCGGAAAAGAAGGCGAAGCAGGGUUUGACGAAAGUACGCUCGAGAACUUGUUUGCAAAUAUGUUUGGAGGUUUUGGUGAAGCUUUUAAAGAUGACGGCAAUGUCAGCAAGUCUGGGAUCAGCAGUGGCAUAGGAGGUAUGAUGACGAAUAUGACCGAAUCCGCCUCAAACAUGGUGCAGCCUAUGAUGAAACUAGUUGACAAGUCAAUGUACUACAAACCUGUCAAUGCUGCAAUCGAGACGCUUGAACCCUGGAUAGAACAGAGUAGGAACAUCUUAGACGAUGAACAGAUAAAAAAGCUUGAUAAACAGCUGGAAUUAUACGUUGAAAUCAAGGAGCUUUUUGACCAAGAGCAAGAUGAUGAUGAGUCACAUGAAAAAGAGGCGCGAGGUUCGAGGGUCCUGGAGCUUUCCAAUGAGAUCGAAAAAAUUGGCCCUCUCCCAAAAGUUGUCCAGGAUGCUAUGAAUAAAGAGGCUGGCACAAUGGAUCCUGAAAACUUGCCAAAGAUGAUGGAAAAUGUUGGAAGUGUAUUUACAGAAGGUUUGUCAAAUAUGGUUUCAGGUGGACCAAAAGCAACUGAAACGGAUAAUUGUACAAUCUUAUAAACAUCCAAAUAUUUUUACAAGGAUGUGUUUGGAAAAGGACCUAUGACUGCAUAUACACUCUUACGAAAAAAAGUUUUUUCGUGCGUUUUCUCUCAAAUGACAAUUAUAAAAAUAUUACAGUAGGAAUAGAUGUAGUGAGCACAUGAACCGAAUUUAUCAAGAAAAUGUUACCUAAUCUAAUAGAAAUAUAUAUUUUUCUUGUAGAACAUAUGUAUUUUGCGCCCUUUUCAAUUUCAUUUUUUACAGAGAGUAGGGAAUCAUUUUCUUCAUUGUAGAUCAUUUACAUAAAUGAUAUUUUAAACAAACCAAACUUUUGAGAUGUUAAUAAAAUCAAGAUGACGUAUAAUAUUAUACAAUGUGGAGAAGUGAAACGUUUUGACAAAACAGUUUUUUGGCAGCAUUGGCAAUUCAGGUUUCUCCAGCAUUUCUUCUGACUUUGAAACUGACACUACUUUCACGGGCGUCACACAGUGUUUGAAAUCCGUGUGUUACUAUGGUCAGUAUGGUAUUAGAAGGGUAGGGUUUUGUUCUGCAGAUAAUGGUCCAGUAUCUAAACAGCAUGUGUGAUUUUCGUGCAAUUCGGGUUUAACCGUUUUUUAAAAAAAGAAUAUUUAAUAAAGUUAUUUUCAGAUAGACAAAUUUACAGAUUUUAUAUUAAGUUGGUUUAGUUUUGAAUCAAAUAAAGAACAAUCUGCCAUUGAUUUCUUUUUAGCGUCCAGUUAUUCACAUGCAGAUUCUCUGUGCAGCUUAUAGGUAUCUUCUAACUUAACACAGUAACAUCUCUUUCCAAAGGGAAUCUAAUUGCAUUUUCGAAAACAUUAAAGGAAUUAAAUUAAACAUGAUAAAACAUUUCUUCUGAACGUUUUAAAAAUAUCUGAAAGAGGUUUUGGAUGACCCUAAGAAUGCUUCACCCAAAGUGACUUUACAUUGGACGAUGCCAUGACCAAAGGGAAGUAACUGUUGGAAGAACUGUCCAGCGAUUGGAAUUCACUUCACACUUUUUAAUCCAAAACGCCAUAUUAAAUUUCAAUAUGAAAAUACUUUAAUCGCAGGUUUGUUUAUAUACUGAUCUUUUUACUUGUUUGACCUUUAUGUUAGAUAUAUCUCGCCACAAUUUUAUACACUGUAUAAUAUCCACCUGUAUAUCAUUAUAUUUGGAAGAUCUAAGCUCAUACUAUCUUGACAAUGAUUUUAAUUUUUAAAAUGUUACAAAGAUGUUACCCUUUCUGUAUCAAUUGUCGCCCUUUGUUAACGAUUUUGUACACGAGUUUUGAUAUAUUUUAACUUCGACUUUUUCUUUAACAGACCUCCAAUACUCUUUUGCUCAGAGUUUUUUCAUCUGUAGUGAUUUUAGAAAUGUUGCAUGGUUGUAUUUACAUGUAUUUAAAUACAGAUUGGAUGCUGACGUGUACACCAACACUGUGAUAGAUUUUGUAUAAUUGCAACAUAAGUAUUACUGAUAAAUCGUAUUACAUACAGGACGUUAAGUGAAAAAUAUAUCAGCGACUUUACCUGUAUAAGAAACAUAUAAUGACCUCUAUGGACAUAUGGAAUAUUAAAACAAAAUGUUAUUCAUUCAUGUAUACUUUAAAAUGCAAUUUUAUUUCAUACCUUUUUAUAUGUCUGUGAUUAUGUGCCUUCACGUUUAAUAUUUGAUACAAGCUCAAAUCAUCAAUAUUUAUUAGAUUAUUAUGAUAUUUUUAGUGGUAUCGUUAUUUGAUAUUAAUAUAUAAAAUAUGUAUGCAAUCAUUCAUCAAAAUCCAUUUCAUUAUAAACUUAUAUAUAUAUACAAUUUUAAAUUAAGGACUAAUUGUUCCACCUGUUCUCGUUCAUCUACCGUUAUCGGCAUAGCCAAUAUUUUUUGCAUACUUAUCGAACGUGAUUAUUUAUUUCUAUCAAUGGCAAAGAACUAUACAUACAUCGUUUUGUAUUUGAUAUGUGUUACUACUUUUUAAAUCACAUCAAACUCGCGAGACAUUUUAAUGUUAUUUGCGAAAACAAAUUAAAUCGAAUAAAAGCAACUCACACACUGUGUUCAGUGAUGAUUAACUGAAAGUGUUUCAUAUAGAAUUUCUCAAAAUAUCGUUUGAAUCAAAAUAGUGAUCAAAUAAUAUGCGUGAGAAUUAAGUAAAAUACAUAAAUGAAUUUUGAAAAGGCAGAUUUUCUAGGUAAGAUAAUCAUAAAAGAUUUUACAAUCAAGUACUCACAUUAUUGAUAUGUAAGCAUUGUUUAAGUUCUCAAAUAACAUGUACAUAAGCUGUUACAAUGUCUAUGGAUGUUGAGGUGUUUUUUUUCGGAAAUAAAAACAAACUUCAUA